Sciurus carolinensis (gray squirrel) is the source of this 4794-nucleotide messenger RNA. It is a transcript of the gene Cfap263, whose product is annotated as coiled-coil domain containing 113. The record is from RefSeq and is a predicted model, not a curated record. Gene Ontology annotation, cellular component: axoneme; ciliary basal body. The coding region runs from base 72 to 1205 and encodes 377 amino acids. Lineage: Eukaryota; Metazoa; Chordata; Mammalia; Rodentia; Sciuridae. Gene Ontology annotation, biological process: cilium assembly. The transcript has 9 exons.
UGACGCGUGGCGGCUAGCGUCCGGCGCUCCUGGGCACACUUGGCAUUGGCAAGGGCCGCUUGGGCACAGCGAUGACUGAAGAGGACUCUGAGAGCGUCCACACCGAUUCCCAGGCCGGGGAGGAGAGCGAGCUUUCCGUUAUCCAACUGUGCGGGCUGGUGGAGGAGCUCAGCUAUGGAAACUCUGCUCUCAAAACGGAGACAGAGAUGUUUGAAAAAUACUGCUGUAAACUGGAGGCCAGAGAUCACCGACCUCAACGAAUUUCAGAUGUUAAAAUGUCAGCAGCAGAGUUUGCACAGUUACGGAGCAGACGUAAAUCCAGAUCCCGGCCAGGUGGUGAACGCAUGAUAGGCCUCACUGUCGAACAAAAACUUGACCUUGUGCAAAAGGAGCUGGAAGACAUGAAGGACGAGUUGAGGCAUAUGAGGGCAAAUGCUGAACGGGACCUGCAGUACCAUGAGGCUAUCAUUGAGGAAGCUGAAAUUCGAUGGACUGAAGUCCAGAAAGCAGUGCAUGACUUUGAAAAAGAUAUUCUAAGAACCAUAUCCAAGAAGAAAGGGAGUAUUUUGGCCACCGAGAAAGUGUUGAAGUACAUCGAGGACAUGAACCACCGGCGGGAUAAUUUGAGGGAUAAAUUACGUUUGAAAAAUAUUUCCCUCAAAGUUCAGAGGAAAAAACUGCUUUUACAAUUGAGGCAGAAGGAAGAGGUAGGCGAGGCCCUGCACGACGUUGAUUUUCAGCAGUUGAAGAUCGAGAAUGCUCAGUUUUUAGAGACGAUUGAAGCACGGAAUCAAGACCUGAUCCAGCUGAAGCUGGCAUCCGGAAACACCCUGCAGAUCCUCAACGCGUACAAAAGCAAGCUUCACCGAGCAGUGGAGAUGUACAUCUGUUUGGGCAAGGAGAUCUUGCUGAGAAAAGAGCUACUUGAAAAAAUUGAUAAAGAAACCAUACAAGUAGAGGAGGACCGGGCCAAAGCCGAGGCUUCCAACAAGAAGUUACGGAAGCAGCUGACUGAGUUCCGGGCACCACAGGUGAUGAUGUACCUCCGGGAGAAGAUCCUAAAUGGGGAGAUGGAGAAGACCAUCAAGAUGUGGGAAAGAAAAGUGGAAAUCGCAGAGAUGUCCCUGAAAGGCUAUCGCAAGGCUUGGGAUAAGAUGAAGACAAGCAAUGAGCAGUUGCAAGCAAUUUGCUCCCCUGGGAAAUAGCCAGGGGUAGGCCACAGCUCGCUGACCGAGAAAUGAUCCAUUAAAGCACUCAGCUCUUUUCUAGUCACGGGGUCCUCUCACUGGUGUCCCCAACUCCCCAGCCAGGCUGACCCUCACCUCCCAGGCUACAUCUGCCCACGGGGGGUCUUCACCGCCUGGCCUCUGGAACCGUUGUCACUGAAAGAACCACAGGGCACGCUAACGGUUUGACACUUGUUAGCCCACGUUUAGUUCACAAGCACAAAUGAAAGUGACCUUUCCGCAUGUGGGAGUGGGACAGAGGAGGGAGAGCCAGCCCCGUGUGUGCUGUGGGGCCAUCUGCGGCAGCCCAGGUGUGCAGCUAUCAAAAACAGACAGCCCAGCAGCAUGGCGAAUACCCAGCACUUGGCAUCCUGAGCUUCCUCUUCCGUUUGGUGGGUGAGCUCCCCUUAGACUAGACACCGCUGCCAAAGAAAACAAGCACGAAGAAAACCAAGAUAAUUUCUUGGGGCUGAUGUAACCUGUUCUGACCUGCAAAAGACCCCCCCUCCCCAGCCUCCCCGCCGUAAUAGUCAUAGUACAUGGGUUGAAGGGCCGCCUCCGAAGAUCUGCCUGAUUCCCGGAGACCCUUUUCCCGGAAGUCCAGCCCAUCUCUAGUGCUGUUGGUCAUCUGUGAAGUCACAGUGGAAGCGGAACUACUUGGUUCUUGGGAGGUGGUUUGGGACCAUCCAGUGUGGCUCACUUCAGAAUAUGAAUUCCGUGUCACAGCAGCAUGCUCUUCGAAAUAGGGAUGAGGGAUAAAGUCCUGCCAGUGGCGGAGGGAGGACAGGGGCGGUGUCCCUGCGAGUCUCGGACAUGAUCCAGUCGCUGUAGUCUUCCACCCUGGUGUACAUAAAGAGGCCUGGGCAUGUAUCUCCACCUUGGGUCAAGAUUCCUCUCAGGACCCACAGGUCCAACUGCUGUAGCUGGCACAUCAUGGGACUUCCUGGUUCCCCCUGCAACAAAGGACAGAAGGCAUCAGGUCUUAGAAGACCUUGUUUUCUUUUCUUUUCUUUUUUUUUUUUUAAUAGAUUCUUGUGCCAAUUUACUGUUUGUUCUAGAAAUAUUUUACACUGGUUCUCCCUGGAAAUAGGGCAAAUUAUAGGAUACUAUUUCAAAUCUAGACAGUCACCACCACAAAUUCCAACAUGAUGGUUUUUCCUGUUUAUUAUGCAAAUUAUUUGUGGACUGAAAUUUCCUGGUUCAUAUUGCAUUUUUCUUGUCCCCAGUACUUUGUCUAGUGCUUCCUUCUUUGGGCUUCUCAUUCCUCAAAUACUGGUAUUAAUCUUCUUUCUGGCUUGGAAUGCUUCAGUUUCCCCUUCUCUUCCCCAGCUUGUUCCCAUCUUUCAUCUAAGCUGAUCCUUUCCACCUGCAGUCCCAAAGGGAAUGGCUAGGGAGGGAUGCAGAGCCAAAGUCCCCAGGGAACGCACCCUGGGCUAGCCUUAAAGCUUUCCCACCCAAUCGUUGUCUGACAUCCCAAGGGGUAUUCCUCUGGAACUCAGGGAUUCUGUAAACACUCUAUCUUACAUAUGAUGAGUGGGCAGAAAUUUGGCAUGCUUAGCUAGAUGGGUGACCCUGGGCAAGUGACCUAGUUCUUUCUCAGUCCAAGUGGGGACACAGUUAAUGCCUCUAACACAUGCAAAUCACCUAGCAUGGCACCUAGCACACAGCAUGCACUCUCUGAAGUGCUAGCUACUAUCAUCUUGACACCUAUAAAAAGCCAUCGUUUUGGUACAAAAAGUGAGGAAAAUGGAAAAAGCAACAAGACAAUUACUAGGAAUGGUUUACCUUACUUGUCCCAUCCACUCGCCACCCCAGGCCUCCUCUUAAAGGAAUAUCCCACGCCCACCCCCAGCCCGUGGUCCAUCUUUGGUCUGAGAAGGGGGUUGCCUUCCAAAGGCUAGUCGGCCAGAUUGGACCUGUGAGGCCUGCCUGGAGGGAGGAGCCAAGCAAUGAAACGUUGCUCUCACCAGUUUGGAUGGAGACACGGAGUGUCUGACAAAAGGAGCCGAGAGGGCAGAAGAGAGGCCACUGCAGCUCCUUCCUAUCUGAGGCGGGGGUGUUUGGUCUGUUUGGGGUAUCCUCCUCAGUAAGCACCCCUUUUCCUGAGGAAGUCACACCAGAACAGAGGUGAGGGUAAACAGAAGAAAGGAGCAACUCUGCAGGAAGGGCAGUAGGGAGGCACGCCCCCCCAAGGCCGCCAUCACGCCCUGGUAGCCCCUUGGAAGGCCAAGGCCAGAUGCAUGAGGAAGACAGUCUGGGCUUCACUCUGUGCUCUCAUCUAAAGGAAGGAGUGCUGCGGUAGCUUUGAUCUUUUUCAGUUUCACCCCACCCUGACAACAGAGGAUAGAGAUCUCAUUCCAGAGUUCUGGUUGGUUACCUAGGACUGGUAAAUGGGUCCUUUUCCCCACCUCACUGAGUUUGUGUGGGGCAUGGAGACUCCCUGGUCAAGAAAGUAUGGGUCCCUCCUUUCCCGGACCCAUUAUCAGCUGAUCUCAACUGUGCUCAAGGAAGGGGAAAAACUGCAAUUCAGGACAAACAGAUUGAAUGGUGGUUGUGGUGGAUGUCCCCGGCUACUGCAUGGAUUUUGCAAGUGCUUUUUCCACCCGGCUCAGAAGAUGCUGCUCUUUCUUUUCCCCACAAUCCUGUGGGGCUGUGAAGCAAAAGAGCUGAGAGAAUUAGUACCAGGUGCCUCUCUGGAACAGCCCUACUUCAUCUCCAGGCUGGGUAGCCACAGCACAGAGGGGCUUUCAUUGAGUGAUCCUCUCCCUUGACAUUCUUCAAAAGUCCUCGCAGUAUAAAAAAUAAAACUAAGUGGUGUGUGGAGUGAAUUCAACUUCUGUUGGGUUUCUGAGGAAGUUUAGCUACUAAAACUGGGAGUUUCUUUGACAUGUGAGAAGUACGUCUUUGAGAAUCUCUAGACAGACAUUAGAUCCCAUUCCAAGAGAGGAGGAAAUUCUUUUUUUUUGGGGGGGGGGGUGCUGGGGAUGAACCCAGGGCCUGUGCUUACAAGGAAAGCACUCUACUGACUGCGCUAUCUCCCCAGCCCCGAGAGGAGGAAAUUCUAAGUAGACACCAAUAUUGCAAGCACAGUGUUUGAAACAAAGGACUAUUUACAGAUGUGCCCCAGUUAAAAAUAAACAAAAAACCCUGAACUUCGAGGGGAUGUAGAAGGGCGAUCACUGCAUGCGUAAACAGCUUAUCAGAUUCCAUGAGUGCAAGAUACACUUCAACAUUGACAUCCUUAAGACUAAAACGGGUCUCUAAUGAGUUGAUAUCAGAGUUUGUCUUUACUUUCUUGGCAAUACAGAAAAGAAUUGUGGAUUCUACCAUGGGUGGCCUCUUAGACUUGACGCAGUAUGCCAAUGGACUGAUGGAACGGUUGGCAGCCGGGUUUGGUUAGCUGCUGUGUCCUCUACUGUAUUUUAACACAUUAUCUGAUUUAGGAAGUUGCUAAGGUUGCCUAUAUGGCAGAGGGCCCAGGACAAAGUAGGCACUCAAGAAAUGUUGAACCAACCUCAAAGAGCAAACUUACUGCUUCACAAGAGGCAGGCCUUCAUGCUUUUGCAAU